Molecule: messenger RNA, 9346 nt
Organism: Sabethes cyaneus
Lineage: Eukaryota; Metazoa; Arthropoda; Insecta; Diptera; Culicidae
Gene: siz
Product: IQ motif and SEC7 domain-containing protein 1
Exons: 8
Coding region: 3564-7658 (1364 amino acids)
Biological process (GO): actin cytoskeleton organization; regulation of ARF protein signal transduction
Molecular function (GO): guanyl-nucleotide exchange factor activity; protein binding
Source: RefSeq, a predicted model, not a curated record
CUGUUUCACAAAGUAGUUCAAAUAGUAGAAAUACACAACAUUUAUGAAUAUAGUACACCUCUAUCUUUGCUUGUUUAGGAACUAUAGAACUUUUACUGUAAAAAUACCCUAAUUUUGACCCCGAAUUACUCGCAAGAAAGCAUCGUUUUAUUCAAAAACUCUCUCCAGAGAAUCAGAAUAGUUUCAAGCAGACUGAAAAGCAUUAUAAAUCAUGUUUAAAAGCACAAAAGUUAAGCAAAAUUUAUAGGCUGACAAAAUCGGGAUUAAAAGCUGAUAAAAUCGGGGGUAGACAAAAUCAGGGAUAGACAAAAUCGGGAGCUGACAAAUUGGAACAUUACUGUAUUUAUUCAUUAUUUAGACAUUUUUUGAGAAGAGUCAGUGCCUAAUAUGGAAUAAGAAAAACUUGACGAACUGAAAAAUUUUGUUAUAGAAACCAUGAAAAUAGUAACUUGGGGCAGCAAGUUGACACAUCUUUCGAUCGCAGUCAAGGAUGUUUCCGUUACACCACCACGCCCUUAUGGUCAAGUUUGGUUAUAUUAUCGUUCGACACACUCCAACUAGUUUCAAUCAGUGUUGUAAAAAAUUAUUUGGCCUAGUCUUUAACCAAUUAAUUUCCACGAAACAAAAUGCUAUACAGCAAAUUCUUUUUUUUUAAUUCGGACGAUGCAUGCUUUGUAAAAAAACGUGCAAAAAUAAACCGUGUUAUUUCGAGAAACCGUCUAAAUCAAUCGUGCUAUUUCGAGAAGCCGUGCAAAAAAGUCGUGCAAAAAUCCAUGUAAAAAAUCCGUGCAGAAAAGGAAUUGGGUGUAUCUUCAUUUUGCAUAACUGACAUCGUCAAAAUUUUAAAAAUUGCCUAAUCUAUUUGCAGCUUGUCUCUCAAAGGUUUUUGUUUGAUUUUGAUAGGUUGGCUAUUAAAACAGGGGUGCCCUAAGGCUCAAUCUUAGGUCCACUACUGUACAACAUAUUUACAUUUGAUUUUUCCAAAUUACUCCCCGACUGUGCAAGGCUGUGGUUGUGCUUAGCCGGUUUUAAUCAUGAAAAUAUAUCAACUAGAGUAUUUAUUUUUGUUAAAUCUCAGGACCAUUAACCACACUUUUGCCGAAAAGUAGUUUCCAGGUCAAGAAACCCUUCUUGCACUUUUUCAUCGCUGUCUUAAUUAUGACGAAACCUUUUCCGGAAGUAAUAAAAUCAAUUUCACCUUUUGCCGAUCGAUUCUGUAGACUCUCGCCUCUAGCUGAGAAGAGAAUCGAAUGAUCCACAAUCCAUGGUCCAUGAUCCACGAUCAUGCUGCUGCAGCCGCGCAUUGGCAUACUUAUUUUCGAUCGCUCAAUGCCUACUUGCAUCGAUCGGUCACGCUCACCUUGAUAAGUCCGGAUUCGGUAAGAAACUGCUGCUUACUUCUACCACGGCAUGUCGUUGUCGUUCUCUACACCCAGAUUGGGCCGACAUUCGAUGCAAUUUAUUCGUUUCAGACUCAGACUCUGGUUGGUUGGUUGGUUGGUUGUUGUUUUUUAUGUCCCGAGUGGCGCGCCGCGCCGUAUGUUGUUGCACAGAUCCGGCCCAACCAGUUCCGAUUGCUGCAUGCAGUCAGUCCGCCAGUCAGCCAGUGCUAGCGUGAAAGAAGUAGGCAAAAUGCUGUUUUAAAAAUAGUAUGCUCUGUUGACAUUCGCAUUCGAGCAAAAGUCGACGAUUGCUGUUUGCUCUGGAGACUUCUUCGUUUCAAUGUUUUUCUAAGCGCCGAGGUUUUCCAACAAGUAGGCGAAAGUAGUUGGGGUCGAGUGGAAUCCUAACUUCUUCUUGUCACCACGAUUUACCUCCUUUUUAUGUAACCUGUUUUAUAUUGACCAUAUUCGUUGGCACUUAACGACCUUCGAGGCUGUUCACGACUGUAGAAGGAUUGUGGCAUGCUCACAUGUCAGUAAAUUGCAUUGCAUCGAGCUGCUCCGAGACCGUUGUACUAAUUUACAAACCAGCUGAUUGUGCGAGCAGCUGACAUAAAAUCAGGAAGCUGGUCCGUGGGCGUCACUCGACUUUGAUUGAAUAUGUUUUGCAAUCUUUUACUGGCAAGCUUGACCGGAUGGUUUCAAAAUUAGUUGUUUAAUCUGGUUGAAACUAAUUAACUUUUUCAAGUAAAUUUAUCCAGUCACAACCAUCACAAUCACAAAUGGUUUCUUGUUUCUGUUGAUUUUUUUAAAUUAAUGGCUAAUUCAAAAAUCGCAAUCCAACUAUGGCGUUGACCACCACCACCAGAUGUUAAAAAAGCUUUUAGUUUUCCACAUUAAGCCACCUGGACAGGCACGAGAUCAAGCAAGCAAAAAAACAGCAAUCCAGCCCUGGUUAAAUCACCUCCCCAGUGGCACACCCCUAAUUUGGUAGAGAUGACCUAAAUGAUGACAACUUUGAGAUCAUCACUCUCUGACGUCAGUGCCGCGAUUCGAAGAACCAAAAACAACCGCGUUUGUGAGUAAUAUACCGCGCUCCAGCUCCCGUCGUAAGUGAAGGACUCAACAUUCGAAGAAGAACCCUAAAGCCACUGGAAGAAUAACCCUCCGAUUCCCGUUCGUUCCGCAGCCAGCGCCACACCGCGGCCCCCGUGGGAAUUGUGUAAACAAACAUUACGACCCCAUGGCGAGUGAAACCUAGCGAUUGCGCUAGGUAGGUGCUGCACCGAAAAAAAAACGCGAGUGAAUAAUCGGUGGUUUUAAUAAUUGCCAAAAUGGUGCUGGUGCUAUUCGCUUUCAUUUGGCCGGACGGGUUCAGUAGCAUCAUCGCCGACAGAAGAUAGAAAGAAAAAGAAAAAAAUUCCUCCCGAAAAAAGUGCAAUCCGCGCGUAGUGAAGGUGAAAAUCAAACGAACGAACAGAAGAAGAAAAAAAACGCAUAAUCACUCGAAUCGAAAUUGGAUUACAACUUUUGCCUCUCUAGACAGUGCCCCCGCACCGACAUCGGGCACCGUUCAGUACUGUGAAACCGCACCGCAACGACGACCAAAAGUUUAUUACCAAAUCAAAUCGAAAAAAAGCCGAAAUCGAAUUUUCCGCCCAUAAGCUUCCAGUAACGAUUUACCACCGUCAUCCAGUUGUAGCAGCUUUUUUCUUUUUUUUUUAAUCGACCAUCUACGCCAUCUAUUCCGGUCCAUUUUCAUCCAUCAUUGGCUGCUGCUGCCCUAGGCUACUGCCGCUGCAACUGCUGCUGUACCGUGUUUACUAAUUUGUUAGUUAGUCGAAGGCAUUGUUUCGAAAGUUUUCUUCUGUAGAGAAAACAAUCAACUCCGGGCCAGAGCGAAUCAGCCGAGAGAAAAAUGACUAUUAACUAGUGCUUUGUGUAGGUAUGUGUGAAAAAGAUCUGCACGUCGUCGUAACAAAGGAAAGUGAUAUUAAAAGUGAAAUUGAAAAACGACCGUAAUUAAUUAAACAAUAAACUGCAACACAGCGGCAGCGACUCCCAGUUUCUUGUCCGACAGAGGGGAAAGCAACAUAGUAGGUGCGGUCGGUAGUAGGAAACCAUGCGACUCCCGGCAUCCCCCUAGUGACGAACGUACGAGUCGAUUAAAGUCGCACCGAAAUGCUCGACCCGGAGCUGUUCGUCGGUGGUGGCAACGUCGUCGUCGGCGGGGACCAUCAUCACCACUUCAAGAACCAUCAUCGACACUAUCAUCACCACCAUCAUCCGCAUCCGCAUCCGCCGCGAAAUGGAUCCUCCUCAUCGGGAGGCGAUCGCCGAUCGUCAUCCCGAUCUUCCCCACGACAGCAUCUGCAUUCGAGCAGCGACGGCGAAAAGCUAAAGUACCAGAACGCAUUCAGUGCUCCCAGUCCGGGCAGUUCGGAGAAGUACUUCCGGUACUACCCGCAUCAGCACAGUAGCUAUUACGAUUUGAGUGAAAAGUUGGAUAGCCUAAAUCUUGGCAAGUCGGAAAGUGGAAGUGAAUCGAGGAAAAGUGAUAGAAAUAACGAUAGUAAUAAUAAUAACCACAGCAAUAACCACAGUGCAAGCAGUGUCCUCAGCAAUGGUAGCGAAAACGGCAGCAGCAGUGGGGCAAGCAAGAAGAGAACCACCGUGGUUUACGUGGGUGAUGGCCGCAGUCGAGUGCGGCGGGUUGUUCGCACGCAAACCCGCCACAUUACGGUGGUGAGCUAUUCCGGGAAGAAGAAGGAAACGGAAACGCACACCACGCACCAUGCAACGGUUCUAAGUUUUCCACAAAAGAUCGAUCGUCCAGCCCAGAUUUACUCGACACACCACCACCAUCCGGGCAAUGGUAUCCUGGCCAGUGGUGCCGGCGGCAGCAGCAGCAAUGCCAGCAGCCUCUGCGGGGGCUCCACCGGGGGAAGCAGCGGCGCAGUGGUCACGGCCUCCGGUGGGUACGUGUACCUGCCGCAAACGACCGUCGUCAGCCCGGCGCAAACCCAGCACCAACACUACGUGUCGCCCCAGCAGCUUGCCUACCAUCAUCACCAUCACCAGCCGAACAGCUACCACCAUCAUCAGCUCGGUGGACAUCAAACGACGAUCACCACGCCGACGCUGCACAAGAAGGGAUCGAUCCGCAACAACGGCGAGGUGCUCAAGCGGACGCGGGUUCAGAAUGCGUAUGAGCUGUCGCAGGAUCUGUUGGACAAGCAGAUCGAACUGUUGGAGCGCAAGUACGGCGGCGUCAAGGCACGCAACGCAGCCCUCACGAUUCAGCGAGCGUUCCGGCACUACACGAUGGUGAAGAAGUUCGCUUCGAUUACGGCGAUGGCCAAAGCAGAGAAGCGCAUGAGCCGGCGGGUCCAGCAUCAGCAGCAGCAACAGCAAGCAGAACUGGAAAUGUUGCACCACCAGCAACAGCAGCAGCAGCUACAGAGCCAUCUAGCACCGGAAGAGGUUCAACUGUACGAAGACGGGAGCCUCGUCGGAGGGCAGCGCGUUUGUGCCACAAUCUCUGCAACGCCACCGGGAACUCUGCAUCACCGGGUGACCCCGGUUCGGAGCAUGUCACUGCGCGAGCGUCGCAUGGAUUCCAGUCCGAUUCCACGCAGCCAGUCCGGCACUGCCUCGCCUGCCCCACCUGCCAACAAUUCCUGGUCGCAAGGCCAGAUGGCCACCACAGUUUCGGUCGGAAGCCAACAGCAAUACUCCCACCCGCAUGUAAAUAUUCUGCACCAACAGCAACAGCAGCAGCAGCAACAACAGAACUAUUACAACAACGUCGUCGUCAACGCGUCCUCUUACCAAAGCCAAUACGGAUCACAGGAUCUGAACAUUAGCGGCGGCAGUUCGGUACUGGAUUCGACCAUUUCGUCGAUGAACCUUUCGUGGAACUCCGGUUCCGGAGCGGCCAUCGUUGCCACUGCCGGCAGUGCACACCAAAGUCCGUACACGCCGCACUAUACGGCCGCCCAGAUCUACAUGCGCCCGCGCGGAAUUGGCAUCGGAAGUUCCGGUGGUAGCUCCGGUUCGGCGGGCAGUGUUUGCAGUGCCAGUCGAAAAGUGCCUCCCGAAGUACCAAAGAGAACAUCCAGCAUCACAUCCGCACAGCACACACCGAACCGAUCGCUGAGGCCCAACGGUCUGUGCAAAACGGCCGAAAACGGUUCGCUCAGUUCAGUACAAUCUUCCGGCAGUGAUUCGUCGGCUUCGGCCGAGCGGAUACAGGGCGUCGGUGAGUUGGGUUCAGAUCGAUCCAGCUCACCGCAGUGGAAGCGCAAGGGCCCUGGAAGCAACAGUGGCAGUGCCAGUGGAAUCCAAAUUACCGCCCAGAGUCCGGACCACAUGAUCGGGGCUACCAGUGCGGUUGCAACCGGCGUCGGACCAGCCAACAGCGUUAACGUUACGAUCAGCAGCAUGGAAAGCGAAUGUCUAAGCUCGCACACUAGCGCCGCCCAGUAUUCGAUGGAACAGCACGAUCAGAUCGUUCAUACACCGACCAGCUACAAAGUGUCGGAGACGAUCCGAAAGCGGCAAUACCGAGUCGGGCUGAAUUUGUUCAAUAAAAAGCCGGAGAAAGGUAUCACCUAUCUGAUUCGUAAAGGCUUCCUGGAAAACACCCCGCAAGGUGUCGCCCGGUUUCUCAUCUCGCGGAAGGGUCUCUCACGGCAGAUGAUUGGCGAGUAUUUGGGCAAUCUGCAGAACCCCUUCAAUAUGGCCGUGCUGGACUGCUUCGCCGGCGAGCUGGACCUCUCCGGUAUGCAGGUGGACGUAGCGCUUCGCAAGUUCCAAGGUUACUUCCGGAUGCCGGGUGAGGCGCAGAAGAUCGAACGACUGAUGGAGGUCUUCUCCGCUCGGUACUGCCAGUGCAACAGUGACAUUGUGGCCCGACUGCGCUCGCACGACACCGUUUUUGUGCUUGCCUUCGCCAUCAUAAUGCUAAACACGGACCUUCACACGCCGAAUCUGAAGCCGGAACGGCGGAUGCGGUGCGAUGACUUCAUUAAAAAUCUGCGCGGAAUCGAUGACUGUCACGACAUCGAUCGGGACAUGCUGAUGGGAAUCUACGAGCGGGUCAAGGCGAACGAGUUCAAACCGGGCUCCGAUCAUGUGACACAGGUGAUGAAAGUGCAGGCCACGAUCGUGGGCAAGAAACCGAACCUAGCGCUGCCCCAUCGGCGGCUAGUGUGCUACUGUCGGUUGUAUGAAAUUCCGGAUAUCAACAAAAAGGAACGGCCUGGCGUGCACCAGCGCGAAGUGUUCCUGUUCAACGAUCUGCUUGUGAUAACGAAGAUAUUCAGCAAAAAGAAGAGCUCCGUUACGUACACCUUCAGGAACAGCUAUCCGCUGUGCGGCAUGGUUGUUACGCUGCUGGAUGUGCCCAACUAUCCCUACUGCAUCCGACUGUCGCAGAAGGUCGACGGUAAGGUGCUGGUCACGUUCAACGCUCGCAACGAGCACGAUCGGUGCAAGUUUGCCGAGGAUCUGCGCGAGUCGAUCAGCGAGAUGGACGAGAUGGAAACCCUGCGCAUCGAGGCCGAACUGGAGCGGCAGAAGUCCGCGCGCGGUCAGCGCAGCGGAAACAGCGAAAACCGCGACAGUGGCGUCGCCGACGUCGAGGUGUGCGCCGGUCAGUAUCACCAUCACCAUCUGCACCAGGGUAACGGCAGCGGACCGAACGGUACCGGCGUGCUCGGCGGCGGUGUCUCGCCGAGCGACUGCGGAAUUGCACACACACAUAGCGAAGCACAGUUGAAGCGAAGCGCUCUUAGCAAUUCACUCUUAGAUAUGCACGAACAAUUUGGCAAUGAGAAGCCCCAGCGGCGCGGUAGUGUUGGCUCGCUCGAUAGCGGAAUGUCAAUCUCAUUUCAAUCCACCUCCGCAAGCACGGGUUCGCGUAGCGACAUCAAGGUACGAAUGAUGCCCCACAGCAACACAUCCGGUCAGAUCAUAAUGCAUGCCGGUCAGCAUCCGACCGCCCUGAUGGGUGCCAUCUAUCAUCAGCAAAUUCUGCAACAGCAGCAGCAGCCGCCGCCGCCAGCUCAGCAAGCGGCGCCAGUACAGACACAAACCACGGCGACGGCGGCAACGCCGCCCAUCAAUCCUAACCAGCAGCUGACGCCUGUUCCGCCACAGCAGACUCGCAGAGAGCGGAAAUUGUCCCGCUCGGAAGAUGUCGCCGGCACUAGCACUCCUGCUGCUGCCGGUUCUGCAUCUGGCCCGAACUACGGACGCUCGACGGAAGUUUAAACCUUAUCCAUCGAAUGAUACUGUAAAUAGCGAAGACACAAACCAAAUCAUUUGCUCUAGUGGAUGUUUUUUCUCUCCUUUGAUUGAUUGAUUAUAAACGCGUGACAUAAUUAUAUUAAAAUUUCCAAAACCCCAGUCAUCGUUCAAAUGUUUGACAAAAUAACAAGUUUAGAUUCAAAUAAUUCAAAGUUUCGAAACAAACACAAACACACAAUAAUCGUUACACAAGCCGCAAUAGCAAUUAAACGUAUACAACAUGAAUGUAUGAGAAAGCAGCCAAAACGUUCCGUCUCUGUUAUCGGAAUUGUGCAUGUAAAUAGUUAGAUUUUCCUCCCUAAAAUCGAAAACGCCCCUUUAACACCCCCUCUACAUAGUUGUAACAAUUCCUCUAACUAGCUAAUGUAAUUUGCAUCAACCAUGUUAGGACAAGCAAGCCACAACGGAAUAACCGUUAACAAAUUGAUUGUAUCUAGGAGCGUACCUAUCAUAGACUACAACAAACAAACAAACAAUAAAAGAUAAAAGUUUCCGCUCAAGCGAAUUCAAAACCAAUCAAUGUCUUUAAAUGAACGAUUUAAGUAAGUAAGAGGAAGCAACUGGAAGCAAGUACUGUGGUGGGAAGUAGCCAUGCGCCAAUCGACGUGACUUUAUUUUUGUAUUAUUAUAUUAUAACCCCUCCAAAAAAAACAAAACAAGAUUUACCAACAAAAACAACAUAUGUACACAAACUCUGUAUCAUUACUGUCGUCGUAAUAAGAUACCCCAUGCCAAGGAUUUUCACCCGAAAUGGAAGAAUUGUACAUUAUGUUCUGUGUAUCAAAUUUGAAGUAAUAAUCUGUUCUACGACUAAGGAGAAAGCAAAACUGUGGAUUUGAAGAGGAACCCGCGCACUUUGAAUCGGACGUAGAAAGAACAAAAAACAUGUGGAUUGUAAACAGUAAGUGUAGGUUAGAUGUAAUGUGAAAAAACAAUGGAAGAGAAAAACGCGAACACCCGACGAAAGGAAACGGUUUAGGAUAUGCGGUUAAAAAAAAGAAGAAAAAAAUAAUCUAGUCCUGUUCGAUAAACGUAGUAAUUUGACUUACUAAAAAAAUAAACAAGAAAACAAAUAAUAUAUUCGUAAAACAUAAGAAACAAAACCCUACUACUACAGCAGCAACAUUGAAUGCUUCACUCAAAUGCAGACACACUCACAACAAACAAACACACACACACAAACGAAAGCAAAUUUUUGACGCCCGGUGGCGGAUCGAGAAAGAAACAACUUACCACACCAAACAUUCUAAUAUUUAACGAUAGUAAAACAAACAAAAAACCAUACAUACAAACACACAUUCUUAUCCGAUGGUUACGAUUCGCAGUUCCAAAAUCCAUACUUAAAAAGUUACAAGAAUUGAUAAAAUAGUAAACAAACCGACAAGCAAAAAUGUACAUCUCUCAACCAACCUCUCGUGGUUGUUCCCCGAGUUACCUUAAUAUGCCCCUCAAUCCUCCCUCUCCCUCUCUCACUCUUCGCAUCCCCAUCACCCCGAUUGAUCCCACUCCAUUUACAAAUCUGAUGUGGAGAUAUACCUACCUAUCCUAUAUAGCAGUAGUUAUUAUAAUUAAUCGAUCCUGUGGAACAAUACAAAACAAACAAAGCAAGCAAGCAUAUUUCCGUAAACCAAUUAAACAGAACAAUAAAUAUU